Messenger RNA from Orycteropus afer afer, 3691 nucleotides. It is a transcript of the gene PPTC7, whose product is annotated as protein phosphatase targeting COQ7. Lineage: Eukaryota; Metazoa; Chordata; Mammalia; Tubulidentata; Orycteropodidae. The record is from RefSeq and is a predicted model, not a curated record.
GGCGGAGGAGCCGCCGGCUCUGACCUCGCUCUGGCUCCCGUGCGCGCAGCGGAGAGCGUGCGAGGCCCCGCGCGUCGGGCAGCGGCGGCGACUGCGCGCCGCCCUGAGGAGCGCCCCGGCGGCGGCGCGGCUGCGGCUGAGGAGAGAGCCGGCUCCGGGCCUCCGCGUCCUCCUGCUCCCCGGGCCCCCCGCCUCCCCGGGGGGGCGGCGGCGGCGAUGUUCUCAGUCCUCUCGUACGGGCGGCUGGUAGCCCGCGCGGUACUCGGCGGCCUCUCGCAGACCGACCCCAGGGGCGGCGGCGGCGGCGGCUGCGACUACGGGCUGGUGACGGCCGGCUGCGGCUUUGGCAAGGACUUCCGUAAGGGCCUCCUUAAGAAGGGCGCGUGCUACGGGGACGACGCGUGCUUCGUGGCCCGGCACCGCUCGGCAGACGUGCUCGGUGUUGCAGAUGGUGUAGGAGGAUGGAGAGACUAUGGAGUUGAUCCAUCUCAGUUCUCAGGGACUUUAAUGCGAACGUGUGAACGUUUAGUAAAAGAAGGACGGUUCGUACCAAGUAAUCCCAUUGGAAUUCUCACCACAAGCUACUGUGAGCUGCUGCAAAAUAAAGUACCUUUGCUCGGGAGUAGCACUGCCUGCAUCGUGGUGCUAGACAGAACUAGCCACCGCUUACACACAGCAAACCUGGGUGACUCGGGCUUCCUGGUCGUCCGGGGCGGCGAGGUUGUACACCGGUCAGACGAGCAGCAGCAUUACUUCAACACUCCAUUCCAGCUCUCCAUCGCCCCACCCGAAGCCGAGGGAGUCGUCUUGAGUGACAGCCCAGAUGCUGCUGAUAGCACGUCCUUUGAUGUCCAGUUAGGAGACAUUAUCCUGACGGCAACAGAUGGACUCUUUGACAACAUGCCUGAUUACAUGAUCCUUCAGGAGCUAAAAAAGUUAAAGAAUCCCAGUUAUGAAAGCAUACAGCAGACUGCAAGGAGCAUCGCUGAGCAGGCUCAUGAGCUGGCCUAUGACCCAAAUUAUAUGUCACCUUUUGCACAGUUUGCAUGUGACAAUGGAUUGAAUGUGAGAGGUGGAAAGCCAGAUGACAUCACCGUCCUUCUUUCAAUUGUGGCAGAGUAUACAGACUGACUCAUGUAGAGUCAACUCCUGCCUUUCACCGUCCCAAAUUCUCCCCUGCCGUGUGCUGAUCCUGCAGGCAGGACCAUGUUUCUUUGUCACUGAUCUCAAUGGCCAGUGAUGUGAGCUUUCUGCCUGUCUCUUUGAGACCCAGUUGAUGUCUCUGUUGAGAACCACUACUGUCAGUCACUAGCUCGUAUCUGCCAGCAGCAGUGGAAGAGAAUCAAGAUUUGAAGAUUGACCUUCAUUUCUCCUUGUCCUUUUCAUGAUGAGAUGGAAAUUUUCAAAGUCAAAAUGGCCAUUACAUUCAAAAGUAGUUGAAGUGUUGAAAGUGAAUAUGUUGGUACAGCAAAUUCAAAAUCAUAUUGUGUAAAAGAGAUUUUUUAAAUCUAACAAAUCGUAUGUUACAAUACAUCUACUAGAAACAUACAUAAUUCAUCCAGAAAAAGUUAACGUGUACUACACAAGCAUAGUCUUUGUUAUGAUGAUUGGAUGUGGCUUUACGUUUUUAUUAUAAACUCCAGCUUUUUUCAGGGGUUUAUAAUUCUGCUCUAAAACAUUGCUCUGGGUUAUAAAGUCUUGAUCCCACGAGCUUUUUUGUUAGAAAUUGGGGGAAAAAAUUCAUUUUAGUUCUGUGGAUGCAUAUGUGUUGUGCUUUUUUCUAAAGAUGCUUAAUUGUGCUCUUUGUGACUAAAGUUUUGACUGUUGAUUAGCCCAAAUCAUAGACUGGUUGCCUGACCUACAGGAGGGGUGAGGGAGAUUCCUUACCAAAUUUUUUUUUAGUGGAAAUAUUACUAAAACUUCUCAAAGCCUAGAAAUUUAAUGUUAUGGCUGAAAUUCCUCCCAGCUAUCUGGUAUGAUGCCCCCACAUGGGAGCUCAAAGCCCACAGGCCUAAUGUGUUGAAUGGACACCUGUUUGCUUUUGCUAGCCCUGCUGCCCACAGUCUCACUCUGGGACCUUUUAUUGUAGCCUUGCUUUCUCUAGAGCAUGCACCAAAUGCAAUGUGUCCGCAUGGGAAGAGCACCGUGUGCAGCGGCAGCAGCACCAGCGUCCGUACGUCAAACGCCUGGCAGUGGUCCGGUAUUUGCAUCUGCCCUAAACAGAUGUUAGGGGUUUCUGAAUGGAGCUUAAUAAUGUUUACAGUUUCCGAAUAGCCAUUUUGCAGUGUAUAGUUUCCUUAUAAAACUACCCCACAUUCAGUUUUCCCAUUAUCUGCAGACUCAAACUUAUUUUUAAGGUUUGUGUACAAGUUGACUGCUGUAAAGAUAUAUAUUUUUGGGUCAGUUUUUCUCUUCAUUAACUUGGUGGUAGAAAAAUAUAUAUACAUAGAAAUCCUUAAAUUAAAGCCAUGUUUUAUAUAUAAGUCAGGUAACAUUGGUGUAUAGAUGAGAAUGCAAUUAAACCUGGUAAGAAUCUACUUGAGAACAUAGAAGGUCUUUUUCUCUAAAGGAGAUACUUACUUCCUGGUUUAUUGCAUUAAAACUUAUGUUUGAGGUUACCUCAACUUGUUUUAAAAGAUUUUGUUUUGUGAAUUUGUACUGUAUAUUUGAGUAACUGUCAAGCUUUUGUUUUAUUUAAAAUUGUUUAACAUGUACCAUGUACAUGUCAUUACUAUAUUUCAAUGCAUCAUGCUUGUAACAGGCAUUUCAUUUAUAAUAAGAAUGAGUUAUUCAUUUGUAAGCCGUUCAGUAAUUUAUCUACUAUUCCUAAAUUGGCAUAAUGUUAGGUAUCUAUUUUGAAUCACCUUUAAUUACAUGUCAGAAUGCCUUAAUACCCUAACUUGACAAAACAGAAUUUUUUGGUAGAGGAUAAUGGGGGGAGGGGGGAUGGAGGGAGACUUGGUUUAAAUAAUGAGAAGUUGUUGUGCAAUGAUAGAACACAGAAAGCGUGAAUGGCAAGUGGCGGGGUAUUUAUUUUGCACAAAUUGUUUGCAGUCUCUGUGUAUUUAAAAAGUAAAGAAAGUUGCAUCCAGAAGGGUUUUGUUGGGAGAAAUACAUUUGUACUUGGGCUGACAACUUCAGUUCUUUAGUUUGGGUUUUUAAUUUUUUCUGGUCAGAGGUACAUAGCCUUAUGAUCUGGAUAUAUUUUGCAUUAAUUUUCCAAUGCCUGCACUUAAUUCCUAGGAAGAGCAGUGCUGGUCAAGUGAGGUGUUCUCUGCUCUCAUUUAACCCGUCAAACACAAUCGUUGUAGAGCUGGGUUGGUGGUUAUACACAGCUCAUUUAACCAACUUCUUAUUUGAGAUGGUUGUUAGAUAUUGACAGUGUGUUCCAGUGAUGUUGAAAAUAAUGGAACAAGAAUUAAGUUUCAGUGGAAUUGGCUUUGGACCUGGCCUAUAGGUUAGUGAUGUAAAAUAUUUUCUCCUCCACCCUGUCCGUUUUGUGUUAUGCACUUAAUUUUGUGACUACUAGGGUCGGCUGGAGUGCUACUUACCGAGCAACUCCCCUCCCUCGCAGUGGUCAGAGGCUGUACUGGACCCACACUAGAAUUCCAGGUCACGGGACCCCAGCCUCUGGGGGUGUGACUGUGCUAUAUACCACUUGGUGGGUCUGAUGCUGAAUAUGGUGUGUGUG